Molecule: messenger RNA, 1626 nt
Organism: Alternaria atra
Lineage: Eukaryota; Fungi; Ascomycota; Dothideomycetes; Pleosporales; Pleosporaceae
Exons: 5
Coding region: 1-1626 (541 amino acids)
Source: RefSeq, a predicted model, not a curated record
AUGGCCCCGAAAUUAAGAUCCCGCGGCAAUGCACAAGGCUUGCAAACUGUUACUAGUAAUGGAAGUAAAAGAAAAAGAAAUGGAACGUCAGAUGCACAGUCGAAAUCAGUACCAAAGAAAAGGAAAGGAAAGCAGUCAGUAGUUGCUGUUCCAGACAAACCAACAGACUGCCAAAAAGCUGUUGUUGACGAGGGGAUCAUCAAAGAUUUCCGCAUCAAGUUUCAUCCACAGCCAUUUUGUCCACAGGAACCUGGAAAUGUUCCCAAGGAGCAUCAGACAAAGUUCAAGCACAUUCAGCAACUAGGCCAGAUGAAAUACCACUCGUAUGCAUUACAACCUCGACCUGACAUCGCCAAUAAGCCAUGGGAGCUUGAUAACAAGAUGCGAGCUAAGCGUCUUACUCAGAAGGCUGCCAAGGCGAGAAGUGACUACCUGAACGAGGAUAGCUGGCGAAUGGCACUUGAGAAUGACGUCUUUGAACGUUUUGAAAUAGAAGUUGCAUGCCAGCAGUGCCGCAAACGUCUGUGGGAAUCCCACAUCCAGGUUAACCCGGCAGAAAGCAAUAGUCGAACAACGAACCUCGCAGAGCGUCAAAAACAUCGUUCAGUAUGCAAGUGUGAGCCAUUGUCAAGACAGUAUAGCAUUUUAAGCACAGGACUGAGCGACAUAUUCUCUACUCGUAUUGGCGAGCGAAGUGUGAUCCAGGAUGACCCCGAAAAUCACCAUCGAAUUGAGAUGCAGCCUGAUCGAAUCUAUGGCCUGAGAACCACGGAUGCCAUGGAGAGGAUUCUGGAGCAACCGCAUGUUUCUCACUUAAGAGAAGACCCUGAGAUCGAUGAUGUUUUACUAAACAGAUUGACUAUUAGCUGCAAUCCAGACAGUGGUGGAGGAGCCUCGAUAUACCCUUUCUUGGUGAUGGAGGCUAAGAGCCUCAAAGGCGGAAGCAACUUCCAGAAGAUUGAGACGCAAACGGCAGUACCCAUACGAAAUCAUCUGUACCUACAGCUCAAGCUCCACGAUGACGAAUUAAACAAGAUGCAGAUACCAGGAGGCCCAUUAGCCUGGUUUCUUGCGUAUUUUGGUGAGACGUGGAGGGUAUAUGGAUGUUACGUCACAAAAUCUAGUCCGAACGCUCUGCCCUAUUAUAACAUCGUUCGCCUAUGGCAAGGGAGUAUCACUGGCGACGACGAAGCACUUCAACUAGUCCUGAUUGUGGACUAUAUUGUUGACUGGGCGCGUGAUAUCUACCGACCCAGUAUCAUGAGACAACUGAUGUCUGUAGUAGACCAAGGUUCGCAGUCGGCUUACACGAUCAUCGAAGAACCCGACAUUCUCUCGAUACGUGAUUAUGCAAACUCUUGGUAUGGUGGUAGACCUGUCGCUACCAUUAGCGGAGCUGAAAUAACUGGGGUGCCUGCCGAAUCAGCCUUCGAUGCAAUGGACUCCACCAUUGAGUCUUCUCUUGAGCCCCUCUUCGAGAGCACAGGAAAACAUGUUGAUAUCAGAGUCUGGGAAGGCGCCAAGUAUGAGUCACGAGUACGAGGGCUGCUACAUCAGAUUCAACACGGUUCAUAUGAGUCGCUGUUGGUUCCUCUUGUCACACCCCCAAGACAUCAAGACCAUUGA